This is a messenger RNA of Frankliniella occidentalis (western flower thrips), 1965 nucleotides long. RefSeq names its product cytochrome b5-related protein-like. The transcript is spliced from 6 exons. Gene Ontology annotation, molecular function: heme binding. Lineage: Eukaryota; Metazoa; Arthropoda; Insecta; Thysanoptera; Thripidae. The record is from RefSeq and is a predicted model, not a curated record. Gene Ontology annotation, cellular component: mitochondrion. The coding region runs from base 389 to 1798 and encodes 469 amino acids.
UGAAGGAACAACACUUUUGAGGCACGGAGACAGAGGGCCGCCGACUGACUGGGCCCGACUCUAGUAAGUACGUCGGGUCAAUCCUGACCGGCCCCCUUUGCUGCGUGUGACACCCCGCUCCGCGGCGCCACCAGACACAAUAGAAAGCACUGCACAUUCGCAUAUUCAGGAGCUGCGACCUGUGCGCGGCUGACGUGACCAUGACGUGACGUUACCUCCGUUUGCUCAAUCGUCCCGCCCUCGGGUCGCUGAUAUCGUUACCGGUCGGAUGGAGGAGGGGGUGGGGUUGUCGUGUGCGCAGGGGUGCAGCAGUUCCAGCACCUUAUACCUGUAGGCGGCCGUCUCGGCGACGCUUCAGUCAGCGGGGUGACCCAGUCCGUGAAGCAGGAUGCCGCCCAACGUGAAGCGCGCCGUACCGCUGAGCGGCGAGUGUGACUGCGGCCAGGAGCACGACCCGGACCACGUCCACGAGCAUGACCACGGCCUGGCCGCGGCGCCCGCGGGGUCUCGCUGGCACGGCCUCGGCUGGGCCUACCCCAAGGACAGGGACAAGGGCCUCUUCGCCACCGUGGACGGCUGGCUCGCCGACAGGAGGCGAAUGGACGGCGCCGAGGGCCUCUGGCGCGUGGAGGACAACCUGUACGACCUGACGCCCUUCAUGGAGCGCCACCCGGGCGGCAGGCAGUGGCUGGAGCUCACCAAGGGCAUCGACGUUACCGAACUCUUCUUCUCGCACCACAUCUCCGAGACGGCCGAGGCCCUGCUGCCCAAGUUCCUGGUGCGGCCGGCCGCUGCUCCGCGCAACUCGCCGUUCACCUUCCACCGGGACGGCUUCUACAUGCAGCUGCGGGAGCGCGUGCGCAAGACGUACGAGAACAUCCCGAAGCAGGUGCUGCGCGAUGCCGAGCAGCGCUCCGAGAACAUCGUGGACGCGCUGGCCGUGUCCUCGCUGCUGGCGUGCUUCCUGGCCGUCCGCUUCGGCAGCUACUUGAUGGGCGGCGUCGCCGGGCUGCUGCUGUCCCUCACCUGCUCCGGCGCGCACAACUUCUUCCACAAGCGGCAGAACUGGCGGCGGUACUACUUCGAGCUGAGCUUCAUGUCCUCCCGGGAGUGGAUGGUGAGCCAUGCCAUGUCGCACCACGUGUUCCCCAACACGUUCCAGGACCUGGAGGUGACGUUCUUCGAGCCGCUCGUCGCCUUCCUGCCGUACCCGCACAAGAACGUGGCGGUGCGCUACCUGUCCUGGGGGUACUGCGCCGUUCUGUACGCGGUGCUCGGCCACGGCCAGUUCCUCAAGAGGUUGCAGAGCCUGUCGUUGGCAUGGACCGACGCGGUGGCCUUGGCCGUCCCCGCCGCCAUGCUGCUGAGCGGCGCACCGCUGUGGGACCUCUGGCUCAUGUGGACCUGGGUGCUGGUCGUCAGCAGCCUCUACUUCGCCAUGCAGGGACUCUCGGCCGGACACCACCAUCCCGACAAUUACCACGAGGGCGACGCCUUGGGGGCUGACAACGAUUACGGGCUAAUGCAGCUCGCAGCUACCGGCAACUGCACUGGUUUGCGAGGCCGAGAGUCUCUCUUUUUCUCUCUGACGCAUUUCGGGGACCACCGUCUUCAUCAUCUGUUCCCUGCCGUGGACCACGCCGUCCUACCCUUCCUGGAGGCUGCCCUGGCUGAGCACAUGAUCCAAUACCGUCUGAAGGCUGCCCCCAUGACGACCUGGGAGGCCCUCAAAGGGAAGUACCUCCAGAUGGCAAGAACCACACCCAACUGGAGGCCCCCCAUCAACCUCCAUCAGUGACGCCAGGGUUUUUGAAAAUUUGUGUGCUGUGCGAGAGCUACUAUGUGAUACCAUGAAAAGUUUUGUACUUACGUGAUAUAUUACUCUAGUAUAUUUAAGGAAUGACUGAAAUCAAUCAUAUUGAAGAUCUUUGACUUUUUAAAAGAUAAAUAUCAAUGACCAAGUGA